Molecule: messenger RNA, 285 nt
Organism: Penicillium waksmanii
Lineage: Eukaryota; Fungi; Ascomycota; Eurotiomycetes; Eurotiales; Aspergillaceae
Product: ferritin-like domain-containing protein
Exons: 3
Coding region: 1-285 (94 amino acids)
Source: RefSeq, a predicted model, not a curated record
AUGAAGGUCACCGACAUUACGUUGAUUGGUGCGAUGCUUGGUAUAGCGCAGGCUAGCCCUGUUGCCACACUUGCAGAUAUCACCGACGUCAAUAUCCUCAACUAUGCCUUAACGCUCGAGCACCUCGAGGCCACCUUUUAUGAGGAGGGUCUCAACAACUACACCCGGGAAGAUUUUGUGAAAGCAGGCUUCAAAGAUCCGUUCUACGCCAACCUGCAGGAGGUCGCUUCGGACGAGAAGACGCACGUGGCUUUCCUCACGCAGGCUCUCAGUGAUUUACCUUGA